This is a messenger RNA of Lachnellula hyalina, 2187 nucleotides long. RefSeq names its product Patatin-like phospholipase domain-containing protein. Bases 1 to 2187 code for a protein of 728 amino acids. Gene Ontology annotation, biological process: lipid metabolic process. Gene Ontology annotation, molecular function: triacylglycerol lipase activity. The record is from RefSeq and is a predicted model, not a curated record. The transcript has 4 exons. NCBI's taxonomy places the organism in Eukaryota, Fungi, Ascomycota, Leotiomycetes, Helotiales, Lachnaceae.
AUGGCCGAUCUUUCCAAAUCUUCCAACGGCCCAACACCCCGCAGCGAGGAAGGCUACGAUCCCUCACUUCUUCCUGAUUUCGACCACGACUUCCUUUCCGACGAAGACCUACAAGCCUUCGCAAAUGCCCUCUCCGCUCCCGAUCCAUCCCCCAGCUCGGACAAUCUGCUCUCCCCUGCAGUGACCGCCACCAAUAGCCGGAGAGCAAGCACAACGCCCGGUGAUGGCUCGAAGAGCAGGGAGAGCCUAUUCAUAUCCGCGCAGAAUGAUUGGGCACCUGUAAUCCCGCCGCGGAAAGAAAAGCGCAGAGGCGAUAAGGUGAAAGGGCGGGUGAGGAAGCAGAGGCGCAAUAGGGAUGAGACAAGGGAGGGGCAUCUCUACACACUCCUGAAAUGGCCAUUCCUAGGCGUCGUAGGUGCUUGGGUUCUGGGGUUAGCGACAACAUAUCUACUCACGAGGCUGUACAUCUGGCUUUAUGAGCAUUUCAUUGCUUGGAGGGGUAAACGGGAGAGAUUGCGGAGGAAACUACAAGCUGCAGAGACCUAUAAGGAUUGGGUUGAUGCGGCAAAGGAAUUGGAUGCUUUUCUGGGGAACGACGGGUGGAAAGAAGAAGAUGUAUUUGCGUAUUAUGAUAGUAAGACCGUGAAGAGGGUGUUGGAGCAGAUGAGAAGGUGUAGGAGGAGGGUGGAGCAGCAGGAGAGAGGGAACGAGAACGAGGAUGUGAAUACCAGAGGAAAGGCUGUCGAGGAGUUGAAAGCCCUUGUUGAAGCGUGCGUGAAGAAUAAUUUCGUGGGGGUGGAGAAUGCCAGGUUGUACUCCCAAACUUAUUAUGGGACCAAGAACCUUGCACAGGAGUUUAUUGAUGAGGUCGUCAAGGGCGUCUCAAUACUCGUAGAUACAAACCAACUCGGCCCAGAGGAGAAACGGACGCUGUUCAAGAGGAUGCACACCAACUACGGCAGAACAGCAUUAUGUUUGUCUGGUGGGGCUUCCUUUGCGUACUAUCAUUUUGGAGUAGUCAAAGCUCUUCUGGAUGCAGACCUAUUACCAGAUGUGAUCACAGGUACUUCGGGUGGGGCACUUAUCGCUGCGUUGGUAGCCACAAGAACAAACGAAGAGCUUAAAAAGCUACUUGUUCCGGCUUUAGCAGGUCGAAUAAACGCUUGUUCAGAGGGAAUCAAUGUAUGGGGACCUCGAUGGUGGAAGACCGGCGCUCGAUUUGACUCCUUGGAGUGGGCAAAGAAGUGUAGUUGGUUUACAAGGGGAAGUAUGACAUUCAGAGAGGCAUACGAGAGAACUGGGAGAAUACUCAACGUCUCUUGUGUGCCUUCCGAUCCUCAUUCCCCAACGAUUCUUACGAAUUAUCUCACGAGUCCGGACUGUGUCAUCUGGUCUGCGGUCAUUGCCUCUGCCGCAGUUCCUGGGAUCUUGAAUCCCGUAGUCCUCAUGAUGAAAUCACAAGAUGGCAAUCUCGUCCCGUAUUCUUUUGGCCACAAGUGGAAGGAUGGCAGUCUUCGAACUGAUAUUCCCUUAAAAGCACUCAACCUCCACUUCAACGUUAAUUUCAGCAUAGUGAGCCAAGUCAACCCUCACAUAAACCUAUUUUUCUUCUCUUCUCGUGGAUCCGUUGGUCAGCCUGUCACUCACCGAAAAGGACGAGGUUGGCGAGGUGGAUUUCUAGGCAGUGCCGCAGAGCAAUACCUCAAACUCGACUUGAACAAAUGGCUGAAAGUACUGAGACAUCUGGAGCUUCUGCCACGACCCUUGGGCCAAGAUUGGAGCGAGAUAUGGCUGCAACAAUUCUCAGGUACAAUCACAAUCUGGCCACGCUCCCUUGUCUCGGAUUUCUGGCGUAUCCUGACCGAUCCAACCCCCAAACAACUUGCACGGAUGUUACACGUAGGCCAACAGAGCGCCUUCCCUAAAUUGCAAUACCUUGCCAACAGGAUGAAAGUAGAGCGGAUGGUAGAGAAAGGCAGAAGGCAGACUAGAGUGGGGGUCAGAAGAGGCUCUAUUGAAAGCAUCCUGAGUGAAGCCGAUAUCAGGAGCUUGCUAAGGAAGGGUGAUGAGACACAUAGCGCAACGGCGACGGAAGACGAGACAGAUGUGGUGACUACAGAAGAUGACUUUGAGGAUGCGGUGGAGGAUGAGAAGCUGUUGGAUAUGGCGGAUCCCAAGGACAUUUGA